Messenger RNA from Quercus lobata, 612 nucleotides. RefSeq lists its product as uncharacterized. The transcript has a single exon. NCBI's taxonomy places the organism in Eukaryota, Viridiplantae, Streptophyta, Magnoliopsida, Fagales, Fagaceae. Bases 1 to 612 code for a protein of 203 amino acids. The record is from RefSeq and is a predicted model, not a curated record.
AUGGGCAGGAUAGAUAAGUACAAAACGGUUGAGGAGGACCAGCAGAUGGGGAAGGGUAAAGUGAAGGUUGUCCCUCAGGAGAGGAGGGACUUCAGGUCGGACUGCUUUAACAGCAAUAACAGGCCGAGAAGGGACUACGCGGAACAGUCCGGACCCACUGGGGCUCAGGCAGUCUAUGCUGUGUUCCGAGAACUGUUGCACAAGAUCUUGGAGAAGGUAAAGUGCGAACCCUUCUUUCAUUGGCCGAACAGGAUGGCAGGCGACCCCUCAAAACGCAAUCAGAAUCUGUACUGCGCAUACCAUCAGGAGCCCGGUCACACCACCGACGAUUGCAGGAAUCUAAAAAACCAUUUGGAUCGGCUUGUCCGAGAAGGAAAGCUGAUGCAUCUAUUGCACCUCCCUGAACAGUCAAAUGUCGAAACCAGACAAGACACAUUGAGGCCACCCAUUGGCACAAUAAAUGUCAUUCUUGCAAUACCUGGGAGGACUGGUUCUAGCCCUUUCAGAGUAAUGUCAGUGGGCAGGUUCCCGACUGAGCCAAACGAAAGGGAAUCCAAGAGAGUCAGAGUGAGUGCCCCGCCAUUAAUCGGGUUCACGGAGGAAGACAAGUAA